UUGUGUAACAAAAUUGGGCCACGAGAGAAAAAGGGUUGAGUACCACUGGGGCGUAUGAAUCAUCACCGUCAAAGGACCUGGUAAACCUAGGGAAGACCGGGUCCCAGUAUCUGUACUGAUAAGUUACGGUCGCCGUUCCACAGUUUCGGCUUUGUUCAGGAGGUGAUUUUAGAGAAAUUUGGGUAAAGUAUUCGUUUUGCAUAUAUUUGAGCAUUGCUAUCUUGUUUUUCAGCAUGUGGAAUGAAUUAUCUGAUGGUAAUGAAACUGACUGGUUGGCAAGUUUCAAAAUAUGUCAACGAGCUUUUCAAAAUGAUCCUCUAUAUAUUUACAUACACCCUGAUCCGGAUAUUAGACGAAAAUUUCUUGCUGUGUAUUAUGAAUAUCUAUCUAUAUCCAGCAAUAUUUGAAGACGGGCGCGGAUUUCUAGCACUCAUUAAAACGAGGAAAGCUGACAAAGUCAAAAUAGUUGGAGCGACAGCAUGCUCAAUGGAGAAAGAUGAGGAUUUGUUAAAAGAAGCUUACAGUCGUUUUGCUGAUAUCGAUGAAGAAGAAUGGGAACUUCAAAAACACGAUGAGUGGGAAAUGGAGACUUAUGUCGGUAAAAUGCAUGAUUUGGCAGAUGAAUUUGGAAUGAAAAUUAUUUAUGGCGAUUUUCAAAUAAUUGAUGAUGAAUACAGAGGAAAAGAUAUCGGCACCAUGUUUGCCGAUAAAGGAAUUCAACUGCUGAUGGAUGCAGCACGCAAACGUUUGCAAUUAUAAGGAGUUGACAAACAAUCCAUGUGGUAUGGUGUUUGUGAUCAUCCAACUUCAAGAAAAUUUUUCAGAAAAAUUGGACUAAUUGAAGUACCACAGCUGCGUACUAACAAGCCUCGUGAUUCUAAAAAAGAAAUUUUAUACUCAUGGAUUUUUUUACACCCAUCUCUAACCGCAAGUUACAUCGAAGCGGCGAGACGAAAAUUUAGAUAUUCUGCAAACUUGUAACAAUCCACCUUAAAUCAAAUACUUUUCGAUUCGAAUGAUAUCUUAAUAGGUUAGUUCACAGGAUAAGCUAUACCUAAUUUCACUAAACGUUAUUUUAGUUUGGCGUUAUUACUGAUGCAAUAUAUGGCCCGUUCAUGACAGAAAUUAUCGUGUUGAUUAUUUGUAUAUUUGGGUGAACGUUUUA
Styela clava is the source of this 1165-nucleotide messenger RNA. Lineage: Eukaryota; Metazoa; Chordata; Ascidiacea; Stolidobranchia; Styelidae. The record is from RefSeq and is a predicted model, not a curated record.